GAGGGAAAACAGUCCAUGGCAACACGAGCGUUUCACGACAGUCACAUAACGUAUUACGGUGGCCGGCGGCGUAUAUUUUGCAGAAUCACCAUGGCGCUGAAAGAGACCGUGGGGCUGUACGAGACCCUCAAAGCGGAGUGGAACAAGAAAAACCCAAACCUGAGUAAAUGUGGAGAAUUUCUGACCAAACUCAAGAUUUCAUUACUGGAGCUGAACUUUUUACCUACCAGUGGGUCUGCGCUCACCAAGCAGCAGCUCAUUUUAGCUCGCGAUGUCCUUGAAAUUGGAGCCUUGUGGAGUAUCCUCAAGAAGGACAUCCCAUCCUUUGAGAGAUACAUGGCCCAGCUAAAGUGUUACUACUUUGAUUACAAGGAGGAACUGCCUGAAGCUGCCUACAUGCACCAGCUGCUUGGACUGAACCUGCUCUUCCUGCUCUCACAGAACCGUGUGUCUGAGUUUCACACAGAACUUGAGAGACUGAGUGCACGAGAUAUUCAGACCAACGUAUACAUCAGGCACCCGGUGUCCUUGGAGCAGUACCUGAUGGAGGGAAGCUACAACAAGGUAUUUCUUGCCAAAGGCAACAUCCCUGCUGAGAGCUACACGUUUUUUAUAGAUAUUCUGCUUGACACAAUUCGUGAUGAGAUUGCAGGCUGCAUAGAGAAGGCAUAUGAGCAGAUCCAGUUCAGUGAAGCCACUCGUGUGCUUUUCUUCAGUUCCCCAAAAAAGAUGACAGAGUAUGCCAAAAAGAGGGGAUGGAGUUUGAGCCCAGAUGGCUAUUACUCUUUCACCAGUCAGCAGCAGCGGACAGAAGAGGUGACCAUCCCCUCUACGGAGCUGGCACAACAGGUCAUCGAAUAUGCACGACAGCUGGAAAUGAUUGUGUAAUCCGCCCCCAGGAACACACUCAACUAUGUACAGACACACUCAGACACACACGACGCUGAUCCAAUAUACAUCCAGUCAGCUCAAAUGCAGUCUGCCUGAGGGUUAUGAUUUCAUUCGUUGUCGGAGUGGUUGAUUUGUGGGCCGUACCUCAAAAAUCAAUCAGCAUCUGUUUUUCCUGUAUUCUUACACCUGUCUAUAGUUCGUCCUGUCUGGCAGUUUGCUGUCGCUUUAAAAGAUGGGGGGAAAAAAACUAAAAGUGACAGGUGACCAGUCUAUUCAGCAGUUGCUACAUAUCUAUCUUUAUUGAAGACAUUUAAGGGUUUAAAAUGUUACAUUUAAUUAUUUUAUUCAAGAUGCCAUCUGUCCAACAUUACAAUGGAGCUUUUCAUGGGUUAUUCCCAGCUGGUGACCGAAAAAAUAGAACUUCAAGUCCAGCUAAUACAUUGAAUUCUCUUGGCGCUCAGCUCUUUUACAACUACAAGAAAGUUCAUUACAAUGACCACCCUGUGACUUUGCUUUUCGGUGUCACACACAACUUUCAACACAACUGAACAUUUUUUUUCACAAAUUCAGGCAAACUUUUUUUUAUACAAAGUUCAUUUUCUCGUUAGUAGAGCUCACAGAAAUGUAUUGCCCUUGCCUUGUAUCUUAGCAACUGACAGAAUUGCCAUUCAAGUUUGAGCGUUUUCUAAAUAGUAAUGCCACUUCCUCCCUAGAUGGUUUGUAAACCAGUUGAUCUUACAAUGCAAGUCUUUGUCUGCAAUAAAUGAUUCACAGAAUAAACUUUUUGAAUGAC
Xiphias gladius (swordfish) is the source of this 1684-nucleotide messenger RNA. It is a transcript of the gene psmd8, whose product is annotated as proteasome 26S subunit, non-ATPase 8. The transcript has 7 exons. Gene Ontology annotation, biological process: proteasome-mediated ubiquitin-dependent protein catabolic process. The record is from RefSeq and is a predicted model, not a curated record. The coding region runs from base 16 to 888 and encodes 290 amino acids. NCBI's taxonomy places the organism in Eukaryota, Metazoa, Chordata, Actinopteri, Istiophoriformes, Xiphiidae. Gene Ontology annotation, cellular component: nucleus; proteasome regulatory particle, lid subcomplex; proteasome regulatory particle.